GAGGAAGAGGAAGAUGCCCCGGGAGCCCCAGGCAGACAAGGAGCUGAGCACGGAGCCCAGGGAGGACAAAUCCCCGCAGCAGAACGUGGUGGGAGAGGCCAUUUUGAGCGGCUCCACGGCGCAGGAAUCCAACGGGGAGGAAAAGCCCCGGAGAUCCCGCAGGAGGAGGGGCUGCAAACGCAGCCCAGGGUGCUCUGAGGAGGAAAGACCCACCCUGUGCCGGGAAGGCGGCCGGAGAUGCAGCCAGAGGUCAGAGCUGGUGGUUCAUGAGCAGCUUCACGAUGGGGAGAAGCCCCACAAGUGUGGGGAAUGUGGGAAGAGCUUCAGCCGCAGCUCUGACCUGAUCCGCCAUCGGCGCAUCCACACCGGGGAGAGGCCCUACGAGUGUUCCGAGUGUGGGAAGAGGUUUCACACCAGCUCCCAUCUCCUCCUGCACCAGCGGAUUCACACGGAUGUGAGGCCCUUCCUCUGCCCCGACUGCAGGAAGGGCUUCAACCAAAACUCCGCCCUCGUCAGGCACCGGCGCAUCCACACCAGGGAGAGGCCCUACGAGUGUCCCCAGUGUGGGAAGAGCUUCUCACAGAGCUCCUCCUUGAUCCGCCACCAGCGCAUCCACACCGGGGAGAGGCUCUACGAGUGUUCCGAGUGUGGGAAGAGGUUUCACACCAGCUCCCAUCUCCUCCGGCACCAGCGGAUUCACACGGAUGAGAGGCCCUUCCGCUGCCCCGACUGCAGGAAGGGCUUCAGGUACAACUCCCACCUCGUCAGGCACCGGCGCAUCCACACCGGGGAGAGGCCCUACAAGUGUCCCCAGUGUGGGAAGAGCUUCUCCAGCAGCUCUAACUUGAUCCAACACCAACGGAGGCACCGCUAAGGGAAGCCCUGCGAGUGCCCCAACUGUGGGAAGAGCUUUGUCCUCUGCUCCAACUCCAUCUCCCAUCAGAGGACCCACGUUGGGAAGAGCCCUGGUGACCCACAUUCCCUGUGAUCCAGGUUGGGAAGACCCCUGGCUGGUGCUCUCCACGUUCUCCUGGAUCCCCGUAGGCACCUGGGUGAACGCAGAGGCAGGAACAUCCAUUGGGACUCAGAUCAACAUUGGAGAUUCAUUGGGAAGAGCUGAUUUUUUACCUUUACACCCUAAAAUUUUCAUCUGCUCUCUCCAACUGUUUUUUCUGGUGGUAUCAAGCAACCCUGGAUGAUCUUGGAGAUCUUCUGCCGCCUAAGUAACUUCUGUGCUAAUCCCCCUGAAACAACCAA
Messenger RNA from Corvus hawaiiensis (hawaiian crow), 1257 nucleotides. RefSeq names its product zinc finger protein 239-like. The transcript has 2 exons. The coding region runs from base 14 to 874 and encodes 286 amino acids. The record is from RefSeq and is a predicted model, not a curated record. Lineage: Eukaryota; Metazoa; Chordata; Aves; Passeriformes; Corvidae. Gene Ontology annotation, molecular function: DNA-binding transcription repressor activity, RNA polymerase II-specific. Gene Ontology annotation, biological process: negative regulation of transcription by RNA polymerase II.